Chanos chanos (milkfish) is the source of this 2170-nucleotide messenger RNA. It is a transcript of the gene alg11, whose product is annotated as ALG11 alpha-1,2-mannosyltransferase. NCBI's taxonomy places the organism in Eukaryota, Metazoa, Chordata, Actinopteri, Gonorynchiformes, Chanidae. Gene Ontology annotation, cellular component: endoplasmic reticulum membrane. Gene Ontology annotation, molecular function: GDP-Man:Man(3)GlcNAc(2)-PP-Dol alpha-1,2-mannosyltransferase activity. Gene Ontology annotation, biological process: protein N-linked glycosylation; dolichol-linked oligosaccharide biosynthetic process. The record is from RefSeq and is a predicted model, not a curated record. The transcript has 5 exons. Bases 1 to 1503 code for a protein of 500 amino acids.
AUGUCUGGUCACGAUCACCUGUCCCUCUGCCUUUGUGAUUUAAUCAGGUUGCUGUGGUCACUGAUGUUACCAUGCCUCUAUUUGAGCCUGGUCUUAACGGUACUUCUUUUCCUGCUGGUCAUGGCCGUACGGACGUGGCUUCAGAUGAAGAGGAAAGCGAGAAGGGCUCAGGAUGGAUGUCCCUCAGUGGCUUUCUUCCAUCCCUAUUGUAACGCAGGUGGAGGGGGAGAGAGAGUGCUCUGGUGUGCCCUCCGAGCCCUGCAGAACAGGUACAGAGACAUAUCCUUUGUGGUCUACACCGGAGACCAAGGGGUCACAGCUGAACAAAUCCUGGACGGCGCCCGACGUCGCUUCAACAUCAGGCUCCCUCGACCCGUCAAAUUCGUCUUCCUGAAGCAUCGCCUUUUGGUGGAAGCCAGCGUGUAUCCCCACUUCACCCUACUGGGCCAGAGCAUCGGGUCCGUCUUCCUGGGGUGGGAGGCUCUGACCGAAUUUGUACCGGACCUUUACGUCGACUCCAUGGGCUAUGCCUUCACCCUGCCCGUGUUCCGUUACCUGGGAGGGUGUCACGUGGGAAGCUACGUCCACUACCCCACCAUAAGCACCGACAUGCUCUCCGUCGUUCGACAGAGGAACCCAAGAUUCAAUAAUGCAGACUACAUCUCCAGUAACCCCGUGCUGAGUGCCAUUAAGGUGAUAUACUACUGCGCGUUUGCUCUGCUCUACGGCUUAGCUGGCUCCUGCAGCGAUGUUGUCAUGGUCAACUCCACCUGGACGCUUGGACAUAUCUUGGCCCUGUGGCGCGCUCCCAACCGCACCAGCGUGGUCUACCCACCCUGCGACGUACAGUCGUUCCUGGAUAUCCCUCUGAAGGGAGAGGAGGAGGACGAAGAGGACCGAAAGCGUCGCUCUGUGGUCUCCGUCGGCCAGUUCCGACCCGAGAAGGACCACCGGCUGCAGAUCCGGGCUUUCCGGAAGCUUCUGGAUAAGAAGGGGGCGGAUCCCGGUGGGAGGGAGUCUGCGAGGUUAGUGUUGAUCGGUGGCUGCCGUAACCAAGAGGAUGAGGACCGAGUGCUUAUGCUCCGGGGUCUGUGUCAGGAGCUGGGCGUGGCCGACAGGGUGGAGUUCAAGCUGAACAUUCCGUUCGAGGAGCUGAAGAAAGAGCUGACUGACGCCACGGUGGGGCUGCACACCAUGUGGAACGAACACUUUGGCAUCGGUGUGGUAGAGUGUAUGGCGGCAGGAACAGUCAUUCUGGCCCAUAAAUCCGGCGGACCCAAACUGGACAUAGUGGUGCCUUAUGAAGGCGGCCCGACGGGCUUCCUGGCGGACGAGGAGGACAGCUACGCCGACGCCAUGGAGCGGAUAUUGUCCAUGACCCCCGCGGCCCGCCUGGAGAUUCGACGCAGGGCGCGCGCGUCCGUCGCCCGCUUCUCCGACCAGGAGUUCGAGGCCUCCUUCCUGUCGGCCAUGGAGCCUUUAAUGGGGACGCUGGAACGAUGAGGACCCUCCGACCUUCCGCUUCACUCCGGGUCUCCCCGCGGUUCCCGUCUGACUACAGGGGAGACAGAAUUCGGAAUGCCCUCACCACGGCUGUGCUGGCCCCCAACGCUACACUACACUCUGCGUAUUUCAGCCUACUAAAAGAACAAUUCCACGUUUAGACCAGAGGAGAAGGUGCCUGUACCAGCGAGCGUAGUGCUUAGUGCUCACGUACAGAGAGAGCCAAAGGGGUUGUGUAGUUUGGGAUGAGCACAAGUUAUCCAGAUGAAAUGGAAUUGUUUGUUUUUGUUUUGAAUGCCAACCCUCCUGUGUCAACACUGUUUGGGUGUAAUCCAGCGUGUUUUUUUUUUUGUCUGUCUGGAAUUGUCUGAAUAGUUGCUUUGUUGUUUUGUCUCAUUCCUAAAUGUCUCUCUGGAUUGCAUUUUUUUCCCCAUACAUGUGCAAGUGGUUAAGUUUUUCCAUCUUUUCAUGGAGCUCCAUGCAUCUGGGGUGUUUUUGUGAUGUCUUUUCUGCAUAUAAAUGCUUAAAAUUCUCUGUUUCAUGGCUAAUUAUGGAACAAUGGCUUUGUAUUUAUCACAAGAAAAUCUUGAAUUUAACAAACGAGCUUUAUCUCAAGUUGAAAAAUGUGAUUUCUCUGAAUGUUUACAAAUAAAUUAUAUUUGAGGGA